UACAAAUCACUUCACUAGUCGCUGUUGUUGUCAGAAGGGUUUGUGUAGCCUAUAGUGUUGACCAUGGCUGUUCUUAUGGAGCACCCAUUUAAACAGCUUCCAGACGAUAAACAAGUGGACACUAGAUCAUUCUUGGAGUCGGUGUCAUAUCUUCCGCCAUUCUUUGGUAAGUAGUUUGCAAACUCUGAUUUUAGCUUGUUACAUUCUAGCCCUUGAUCAUGACUCCGGUGCCAUUACAUUACACAAGAGUCAUUGGACCAAGGCGUCUUCUGUAGGGGGUGUUUUGUUAAGAGCCACGCGGCACUCGGUUAACACACAUUGGUUGAACAUUGACCGUAUCUUUAAUAUCGGCGAGAAAUAAUAAUAAUACAAAAAAGGUUAAAUUGAUACACACCUUUUAUAAGUUUAGGGUUCCCACACCGCCAUAUCUCAAUGUUACAGCGCUUGUUUACCGAAGAAAGAGUGGAAUACCUGUGCUAAUUAGUUAUCUGAGUAUCCGAACACCUGUGUGUAAACGGAAGACAGAAGCCACAAAGGUGUUGUCACUGAAAAAUGCUGUUGGCUGUGUUAAAACCGGUUAAAACCAUUUACAGUAGUUGUGUAUUUUGCAUUUGUGUAAUUAUUUUGAUGUGAUAUGAAAGAGGGAUUUAUUUAUGUUUCUAGAAACCAUACCGCAAUUGAGAAUCGAUUCACGUUUAUAUGGAGUAUUUGGCUGUUUUGGCUUAGAGCCAAUUCGCCUCUAAACAGAACAUGUAAGGUCCUUGGACUAAGGAGUAAUGUUAGGCUCCUUUAGUCCAAUAUUGGGCUAGCCACAGCCUAUGCAUAGACCACCACCCAAAUUCCUCUCUAAUUUGUUGCAACAAACAAUAUAUUGCCCGUUACACUGUUGCAUUUAUUUCAACAAAGUAACACACCAUUUGCUACAGCCCAUCAUGGUUGAAGACCGAAUAAUCAGAUUAUGUGUUUGGCAAUACAUUUGUCAGUAGGCUACUUGCUGUUCUCUGAAUAUUUUGAAUGCAUGCAAGGGUAGUGUUAUCAACAUUUCAUUGACCUGACAAUACUAGGAGUCCGAAGAGGGAUUCCUGUAUCCAGAAAAGGGACUUUCAUUAGUUUCAUUCAUCAGUAGUCUGAUUUUCCUGUGGGGUUUCAGAAUGUGAGUAGUGAUCUGUCAAAACACCUCUGUCAAUCCCAAGCAAUUAACUGCCUCAAGGGACAAUCUUUUUAUAUUUUGUAUUGAUUAUUUUUACCCCCUUUUCGUGAUAUCCAAUUAGUAGUUACAGUCUUAUCCCAUCGCUGCAACUCCGGUAUGGACUCAGGAGAGGCGAAGGUCGAGAGCCAUGCAUCCUCCGAAACACCACCCUGCCAAGCCGCACUGCUUCUUAACCCGGAAGCCAGCCGCACCAAUGUGUCGGAGGAAACACCGUGCAACUGGUGACCGAAGUCAGUUUGCAGGCGCCCGGCCCGCCACGAGUCGGUAGAGCGCGAUGGGACAAGGAUAUCCCGGCCGGCCAAACCCUAACCAUGACGACGCUGGGCCAAUUGUGCGCCGCCUCAUGGGUCUCCUGGUCACGGCCGCUGUGACCGCACCUGGGGCUGUAGUGAAGCCUCAAGCACUGCGAUGCAGUUCCUUAGACUGCUGCGCCACUCGGGAGGCCAAACAAGGGACAAUCUUUUUUGGAUCGUAUUUCUCUUUAUCAAGCAGUCAACAAACCAUUUGCAUGCCUAAUUUAAUAAACUGGCCUCGAUUUGAAGUUGUGAAAAUUGAUUAGUACAGUGUUGAGUUUCCUUUGGCUAUUCACUGGCUGUGUGGUGCAUUGGGGCAUCUUUGUGUGUCUUCAUCCUGUUUUUAAUAUACCAAAGGUACUGUAUUGAAUUAGCCAUGUGAAACCCCUGAGAACCUUUGUUUUGAUAUUAAUAUCUUUCCAUUUUGUUCUCAUUCUUUAAACUGACCCUAACAUUUCUUAGCCAACGUUCCUUUUGACCUCAACUCAAGAAACAGUAUAUGUCUUUGUAUGAUUAAUUUUUGUUUUCUAUUUAUUUUAUUUUAUUAUGGUGUAACGGAUUUGGUGUUAUUUAAUGUUGUAAUACUCAGUCACAAAUCAAUUAUGCAUAACUGCUAUAUUGAGUUGUGACUAGCCCAUAUCAUGUUGGAAUUUCAAUGCUGUUGGAGGAUAGGCCUAAAAUCUCAUCUUUGUUUUUCCACCACCCUUAACUCAGUUCUAUAUUUCCAUAUUAUGCUAUGAUUAAAAGAUAAUACAGUUGAUGACUUCUGCUUUUAUUACAUAGUCUGGACCUUCCAAAGCCACCGUUUGGACAUGGCACAAGCACAAAACCGUUAUGUGGAAGCAAGUGAGAGAGAAGUUUUGCAUUGAAUGUGGUAAAAACUGAGAGAUGGGCAUCUUUGGUGAAUGGAGAAGGGUACAUAGAGCUUAUCUGUAACUAGAGAAGAUAUCGGUACCACUAGCACAAUGGACAGCAAUUUGUCAGAAGUGAUUUUCUGGGGCUGAAGUACAACGGAUCCCAGUUGUACUUCACUUUAAGCCAUGUGUGGCUGGAAUGUCUGUCCUCCACUAGUCUACGCCAAAUGACUGGCCAGGCCUAGCCAAGCCCCCUAUUAUGUAGGUGCAGUGCCUUUGGAAAUUAUUCAGACCCCUUGACUUUUUCCACAUUUUGUUACGUUACAGCCUUAUUCUAUAAUUUAUUAAAUUGUUCCCCCCCUCAUCAAUCUACACACAAUACCCCAUAAUGACCAAGCAAAAACAGGCAUUUCGAUUUUUUUGCAAAUGUAUAAAAAAUAUAAAACAGAAAUAUAACAUUUACAUACAGUGGGGGAAAAAAAGUAUUUAGUCAGCCACCAAUUGUGCAAGUUCUCCCACUUAAAAAGAUGAGAGAGGCCUGUAAUUUUCAUCAUAGGUACACGUCAACUAUGACAGACAAAAUGAGAGAAAUAAAUCCAGAAAAUCACAUUGUAGGAUUUUUUAUGAAUUUAUUUGCAAAUUAUGGUGGAAAAUAAGUAUUUGGUCACCUACAAACAAGCAAGAUUUCUGGCUCUCACAGACCUGUAACUUCUUCUUUAAGAGGCUCCUCUGUCCUCCACUCGUUACCUGUAUUAAUGGCACCUGUUUGAACUUGUUAUCAGUAUAAAAGACACCUGUCCACAACCUCAAACAGUCACACUCCAAACUCCACUAUGGCCAAGACCAAAAAGCUGUCAAAGGACACCAGAAACAAAAUUGUAGACCUGCACCAGGCUGGGAAGACUGAAUCUGCAAUAGGUAAGCAGCUUGGUUUGAAGAAAUCAACUGUGGGAGCAAUUAUUAGGAAAUGGAAGACAUACAAGACCACUGAUAAUCUCCCUCGAUCUGGGGCUCCACGCAAGAUCUCACCCCGUGGGGUCAAAAUGAUCACAAGAACGGUGAGCAAAAAUCCCAGAACCAUACGGGGGGACCUAGUGAAUGACCUGCAGAGACCUGGGACCAAAGUAACAAAGCCUACCUUCAGUAACACACUACGCCGCCAGGGACUCAAAUCCUGCAGUGCCAGACGUGUCCCCCUGCUUAAGCCAGUACAUGUCCAGGCCCGUCUGAAGUUUGCUAGAGUGCAUUUGGAUGAUCCAGAAGAGGAUUGGGGGAAUGUCAAUGGUCAGAUGAAACCAAAAUAUAACUUUUUGGUAAAAACUCAACUCGUCGUGUUUGGAGGACAAAGAAUGCUGAGUUGCAUCCAAAGAACACCAUACCUACUGUGAAGCAUGGGGGUGGAAACAUCAUGCUUUGGGCUGUUUUUCUGCAAAGGGACCAGGACGACUGAUUCGUGUAAAGGAAAGAAUGAAUGGGGCCAUGUAUCGUGAGAUUUUGAGUGAAAACCUCCUUCCAUCAGCAAGGGCAUUGAAGAUGAAACGUGGCUGGGUCUUUCAGCAUGACAAUGAUCCCAAACACACCGCCUGGGCAACGAAGUAGUGGCUUCGUAAGAAGCAUUUCAAGGUCCUGGAGUGGCCUAGCCAGUCUCCAGAUCUCAACCCCAUAGAAAAUCUUUGGAGGGAGUUGAAAGUCUGUGUUGCCCAGCGACAGCCCCAAAACAUCACUGCUCUAGAGGAGAUCUGCAUGGAGGAAUGGGCCAAAAUACCAGCAACAGUGUGUGAAAACCUUGUGAAGACUUACAGAAAACGUUUGACCUGUGUCAUUGCCAACAAAGGGUAUAUAACAAAGUAUUGAGAAACUUUUGUUAUUGACCAAAUACUUAUUUUCCACCAUAAUUUGCAAAUAAAUUCAUAAAAAAUCCUACAAUGUGAUUUUCUGGAUUUUUUUUCUCUCAUUUUGUCUGUCAUAGUUGACGUGUACCUAUGAUGAAAAUUACAGGCCUCUCUCAUCUUUUUAAGUGGGAGAACUUGCACAAUUGGUGGCUGACUAAAUACUUUUUUUCCCCACUGUAAGUAUUCAGACCCUUUACUCAGUACUUUGUUGAAGCACCUUUGGCAGCGAUUACAGCCUCAAGUCUUCUUGGGUAUGACGCUACAAGCUUGACACACCUAUAUUUUGGGAGUUUCUCCCAUUUCUAAGCAAAAUACAUUCUUACAAAUUGUUGGAUCAUUGGAAGUCUUUAAACUGAAUGUGCUUAUGGAGGUUACUAUACAGUAACUAGCCUACACCUUGCUAUGAAGAAAAAACAGUGCAAAUCUUUCCCCCUGUAGUGUGGUGGUAUUGGUCCUGUUUGAGAUCUCUCCAAGGUACAAAGAGACCGAUGAUGUUAUGUAUAUACACUGAGUGUACAAAACAUUAGGAACACCUGCUCUUUCCAUGACAUAGACUGACCAGGUGAAAGCUAUGAUCCCUUAUUGAUGUCACCUGUUAAAUCCACUUCAAUCAGUGUACAUGAAGGGGAGGAGACCAGGUAAAGAAUAAUUUAAGUGUUCAGACAAUUGAGACAUGGAUUAUGUAUGUGUGCCGUUCAGAGGGUGAAUUGGCAAGACAAAAGAUUGAAGUGCCUUUGAACGGGGUAUGGUAGUAGGUGCCAGGCGCGCUGGUUUGAGUGUGUCAAGAACUGCAUUGCUGCUGGGUUUUUCACACUCAUCAGUUUCCCGUGUGUAUCAAGAAUGGUCCACCACCCAAAGGACAUCAACCAACUUGACAACUGUGUGAAGCAUUGGAGUCAACAUGGGCCUGUGAAAUGCUUUCGCCACCUUGUAGUCCAUGCCCCGACGAAUUGAGGCUGUUCUCAGGGCAAAAGGGGGUGCAACUCAAUAUUAGGAAGAUGUUCCUAAUGUUUUUUUACACUAAGUAUAUUUCCUUUUCCUGUUGCAGAGGCCUAGGGCCAAUGGUGGGCCUAAUUUCCUUAGCUAUGUGAUAGAGUAGAUUAGAACCAUUGCAUUUGGCGUGAUAGUAGGACCUAUUGAAAGUUUAAUGAGUCUCGGUAAUGCUUUCAGAAAUCUGUCAGAUGCUCUGAGCAGAGUGAAUUAUUUAGCAUCUUAUUGAUUUUAAAGUUCAAGAAGAGUUUGCUGUCACCCUUCCAGUUUAUUUCAAAAGCAUUCAAGGACAUGAUCAGGAUGCUGCUCAGAAUGCUCAUAUACUAUUUGUCCCAAAUCAUGUGUGUCUUGUAGGCCUAAAGAAAAAGCUGUUUUUGCCCAUGGAUGGCUCUCAAAAAUAUAUGACAAAGCAUACAGACUUAUUAGGCUGCAUUGUUGGGGCCCAUUGUUACCGCAGAAGGUAGCCUAUCCGUUAGAGCGGUGGGCCAGUAACCGAAAGGUCGCUGGUUUGAAUACCCGAGCCGACAAGGUGAAAAAUCUGUCUGUGCCCUUGAGCAAGGCACUUAAUCCUAAUUUGCUCCAGGGGCGCUGUAUUACUAUUGUUGACCCUGUAAAAAAACAAAACUUUUCACUGCACCUAUCUGGUGUAUGUGACAAUAAAACAAAUACUUUUUUAUAAUCAAAAUCCUCAAUAGACAUGGCUCAUUAAGGCUACAGCAAGUAGCCCCCUCUCGCUGUCUGUCUUUCUCCCUUUCAGUAGGUCCUACUAUCACGCCAAAUGCAAUGUUUCUAAUCUACUCUAUCACAUAGCUAAGGAAAUUGGCCCUAGGCCUCUGGAAAAGGAAAUACACUGAGUGUAAAAAACAUUAGGAACACCUUCCUAAUAUUGAGUUACACCCCCUUUUGCCCUCAGCACAGCUUCAAUUCGUCGAGGCAUGGACUUUACAAGGUGUUGAAAGCGUUCCAAAGGGAUCCUGGCCCAUGUUGACUCCAAUGCUUCCCACAGUUGUGUCAAGUUGGCUGGAUGUCCUUUGGGUGGUGGACCAUUCUUGAUACACAUGGGAAACUGGUGUGCCUGGCACCUGCUACCAUGCCCCGUUCAAAGGCACUUAAAUAUUUUGUCUUGCCCAUUCACCCUCUGAAUGGCACACAUACACAAUCCAUGUCUCAAGGCUUAAAAAUCCUUCUUAACCUGUCUCAUCCUCUUAAUCUACACUGAUUUUAAGUGGAUUUAACAAGUGACAUCAAUAAGGGAUCAUAGCUUUUACCUGGAAUCAACUGGUCAGUCUGUCAUGGAAAGAAUGUUUAUAUACACUCAGUGUAUAUCCAUAAAAUCAUCUCUUUUUGUACCUUGGAGAGAUCUCACAGGACCAAUACCACCACACUACAGGGGGUAAGUUUUGCCUGACAUAUUCAAACUCUCUCUCCCUGUAUUUCAAAGAUUAUUCGUAAAAAUCCAAAUAACUUCACAGAUCUUCAUUGUAAAGGGUUUAAACACUGUUUCCCAUGCUUGUUCAAUGAACCAUAAACAAUUAAUGAACAUGCACCUGUGGAACGGUCGUUAAGACACUAACAGCUUACAGACGGUAGGCAAUUAAGGUCACAGUUAUGAAAACUUAGGACACUAAAGAGGCCUUUCUACUGACUCUGAAAAACACCAAAAGAAAGAUGCCCAGGGUCCCUGCUCAUCUGUGUGAGCGUGCCUUAGGCAUGCUGCAAGGAGGCAUGAGGACUGCAGAUGUGGCCAGGGCAAUAAAUUGCAAUGUCCGUACUGUGAGACGCCUAAGACAGCGCUACAGGGAGACAGGACGGACAGCUGAUCGUCCUCGCAGUGGCAGACGACGUGUAACAACACCUGCACAGGAUCGGUACAUCCAAACAUCACACCUGCGGGACAGGUACAUGAUGGCAACAACAACUGCCCGAGUUACACCAGGAACGCACAAUCCCUCCAGUGCUCAGACUGUCUGCAAUAGGCUGAGAGAGGCUGGACUGAGGGCUUGUAGGCCUGUUGUAAGGCAGGUCCUCACCAGCAACAACGUCGCCUAUGGGCACAAACCCACCGUCGCUGGACCAGACAGGACUUGCAAAAAGUGCUCUUCACUGACGAGUCGCGGUUUUGUCUCACCAGGGGUGAUGGUCAGAUUCAGGUUUAUCGUUGAAGAAUGAGCGUUACACAGAGGCCUGUACUCUACUCAGGAGUGGGAUCGAGGUGGAGGGUCCGUCAUGGUCUGGGGCGGUGUGUCACAGCAUCAUCGGACUGAGCUUGUUGUCAUUGCAGGCAAUCUCAACGCCAUGCGUUACAGGGAAGACAUCCUCCUCCCUCAUGUGGUACCCUUCCUGCAGGCUCAUCCUGACAUGACCCUCCAACAUGACAAUGCCACCAGCCAUACUGCUCGUUCUGUGCGUGAUUUCCUGCAAGACAGGAAUGUCAGUGUUCUGCCAUGGCCAGCGAAGAGCCCGGAUCUCAAUCCCAUUGAGCACGUCUGGGACCUGCUGGAUCGGAGGGUGAGGGCUAGGGCCAUUCCCCACAGAAAUGUCCAGGAACUUGCAGGUGCCUUGGUGGAAGAGUGGGGUAACAUCUCACAGCAAGAACGGGCAAAUCUGGUGCAGUCCAUGAGGAGGAGAUGCACUGCAGUACUUAAUGCAGCUGGUGGCCACACCAGAUUCUGACUGUUACUUUUGAUUUUGACCACCCCCUUUGUUCAGGGACACAUUAUUCAAUUUCUGUUAGUCACAUGUCUGUGGAACUUCUUCAGUUUGUCUCAGUUGUUGAAUCUUGUUAUGUUCAUACAAAUAUUGACACAUGUUAAGUUUGCUUAAAAUAAACGCAGUUGACAGUGAGAGGACAUUUCUUUUUUUGCUGAGUUUAUUUCUCCCUAACCCCUCUCUCUCUAUGUAUUUCUCCCUAACGCCUCUCUCUUGUAUUCUCUUGGGAAUGUAGACAAAGCUGACAUGUGAAUUGUGCAGAAUGUUACUUUUACAGUAUGGGCAAACAUGGUAUUUUUAAAUCUCUCUACAGACUGCCUUGGCUCUACUGUUUUUGCUCCAGUUAAAGCUGACAUUGCAGGGAACAUCACAGUAAGUAGCCUACAGCAACUUCUUCAUAUGGGCAAACUGGUAACCUUGGAGCCAUAAAGAAACAAACAUCUAUAUUACUGUACUAUCCCUGUUUAGAAAAUCAAGGCAGUUUAUGACAGCAACCCUAGCAGGUUCAAGACCCUUCAACAAAUCCUGGAUGUAGAGAAGGAGAUGCAUGGAGCAGACUGGCCCAAAGUGGGAGCCACCCUGGCACUUAUGUGGCUAAAGAGGUCAGACAAAUGUUUUAUUUUUGGAGCUUGAGUCGGUAACACUUUAGGAUGCCGUUAUAAGACUUGUCUUAUAACAUCUCGUUAGCAUCUCAUAAUGAGCUUGAUUAAGUACCAGACAUUUUGAUUCAGUUGCAAUUUCAAUGGAGGGACAUUUAUAUCAUCCUUAUUAUAAGGCAUUAUAAAGCCUCAUACUUGCUUAUAACAGGUAAUAAAACAAUCUACCGAAAGGCUUUAAGUGUUACCGUUGAGUCUGUCUGCAGCUGUACCACUGUCUGAUAUGUGAUUUGUAUGUUUCCUUGUUCUUCAUUGACCAGGGGUCUCCGGUUCAUCCAGGUCCUGCUGCAGAGUCUGGUGGAUGGGGAGAAGGACGAAAACAACCCCAACCUCAUCCGGGUCAAUUGCACCAAAGCCUAUGAGCUGGCCCUGAAGAAGUACCAUGGUUGGCUAGUGCAGAAGCUCUUCAAGGUAAGCGUCUCACCAUAGCAUGAUUGCUUUAGGUUACUGCUUUGAUUACACCGCUUCUCCAUUGCCAGUUUAUUGUCACAUUAUCUGAAACUGUGAUAGUCUAGCCGAUUUGAAAUCACUUGGUAAUUAGCUGUGCCAGUGGCGGCCAUCGUUCAAGUGAUGUCACCUCCCUUAGAUCUAAAAGUCAACUUUGUUUAUGAUUAUGACAAGUCUGCCUUUUUGAACUGACGUGACUUGAAUGUCUUCCACUGUAGGCAGCUGUGUUCGCAGCGCCCUACAAGGUGGAUUUCCUGAAGGCGCUGUCCAAGGGGCAGGAAGUCAAGGAAGAGGACUGCCGGGACAAAAUCAGACUAUUUCUAGUCAACUUCACUGCCACUAAUGAUGCCAUCUAUGAGAUGUACACCAAGAUGAAUGCCGAGCUAGAUUACACCGUGUGACUACGGCAGAUAACUCCCCAUCUCCUUAAGGAUCUGCCCCCCCCCCCCCAUUGGGACAAUUCCAAGCAGUGAUAAUUGAGAUCUCUAUGGUUUUCU
This is a messenger RNA of Coregonus sp. 'balchen', 9548 nucleotides long. The record is from the annotation of a GenBank genome assembly. Lineage: Eukaryota; Metazoa; Chordata; Actinopteri; Salmoniformes; Salmonidae.